CGGCGCAGGAAAUCAAGCUAGCUGGUACUGUUUUGCUCCUGCAUAACCGACCUUGCAUUUUCAAUUGCUUCGAUCCGAGGCUGGAACCCUCCACACUUAGCGCAUUCCAACGACUUUUUACAAGGAAAACGCGAUGAUUCAAAUCGUCAAUUGACACAAUUAAGAGCUUCAUGCCCAAAUUACAAGCAGUAUUGUCUGCUCAUCUGUCCGGUUAAAACGAGACAAGGCGUGGAAACAACAUAUAUUUUUCGAAACAAAGUUGCUACUCAGCACCAGUCAGACUUAACAUAAUGGGCUUUGCAUCAGGAUUUACGGGCGGGGUGACGCUCACAUUGGGAAUCGCCUAUUUGGCCGUGCAAGCUCACCAGCGGAACCGCCAAACACAAGGCGAACUUCUGCGCGCCCAAACCCACCUACUAAAUGCGACGACCGCACCUUCCGACGCGCGCCUACCAGAGAUCCUCCCCCCACCGUCCAGGACGGAGCGGGCAGUCCUCCCACGGACAGAUUUUAUCGAAACCGCCAAGGAUCGGUGGAACCACGAGGUCUUGAGGCUCGCGCAUCUUGUGCAGAGCCGCGACGCAGCCGAAGCCGUCGAGGAAGUGGAGGACGCCGUCGUACGCGGCCUUGCCAAGGCAGGUGCUGCGGCAGGCACCGCUGCAGGCGCUGUGGUCGACAACGGCGUCCCUAUCGCGGCUGAGUCGACCAAGGGCGCCGUGACGUCGUUGGUCGGCAAGGCCAAGGCCGCCGUCGGUCGGGCGCAGGACAAGCUCUCCGGUGCGGCCACGAGGGGCUCCGAGGUCAUCGCGUCCGAGGCCCCCCUUUCUACCGUGGAGCGUGCGUUGCAGCAGCGUUUCGAGAGCCGGGAGAGCAUCUUGGAAAAGAGCGUUGAAGAGGCUCUCAAUGAGAGAUAUAAGCCCGUUGAGGAGCAGAACCAUGCCGUUCUGCGCGCGUUAUAGGCAUUGAAAUUGUGGGUAACGAUUAUUGUAGGGAGAGGAUGCGCAUGCUUUCUCUGAUAGAUGAUAGAAUCAUGGCGAGAAGUCAUAUCUAGACUAAUUCUGUUUGACAUUGGACCCGUUCCGUUGGAUGCCAUAACGAGGACUACAAGACAACCCAUAUUUGUUGAAUACUUACUAGGGCUUUCACAGUCGCAAAUCUUAUGCUUUGUUCGUCAAGGCGAGGCAAUUUUCCACCUAGGGUAGUUUAUAUAUAUCGACAGUAAUUCUUCCA
Molecule: messenger RNA, 1230 nt
Organism: Pyricularia grisea
Lineage: Eukaryota; Fungi; Ascomycota; Sordariomycetes; Magnaporthales; Pyriculariaceae
Exons: 2
Coding region: 291-959 (222 amino acids)
Biological process (GO): cristae formation
Cellular component (GO): MICOS complex; mitochondrial crista junction
Source: RefSeq, a predicted model, not a curated record